GGUUGCGGGGCGCGGGGACUCCGCGCCGGCCCGUCGUGCCAGCGACCGACGCACGAACACUUCGAAAUUGACUCGCACGGACUGUGUGCGCAUACAUAAUACAUAUUGUUGUUUGGUCUUUUAUAAAAUUAAAAUAAAAUUCACGAAGAGAACCAGUAUUUAUUUAUAUUAUAUUUACACCCAUUAACACAUCACUAUUUUUGGUCCUUCGCCCUUCUAACUUUGUGGAUUUGGAAACAAGCCAUACGACAAACAAGAAAGGAUUUCUGCAAAUGGGAAUACCUACAACACACAGCUGUGAAGAAUUACGAGAAGAGCACCGCGGAAACAAAGGACGAGGGACACGAUACUGAGUGAGUUCGUUCCAUUUUCCUUCUUAUUUUUCCGUCUUCCUUGCGCCUUCCUUUCGAUUUUUCAAAAUUAGAAUUUCUUCACACGCUUAAGCUAAUCAUUAUUACGUAUUAAACUUACAUCUAAUUCUUAUAAUAAUCAUAAUCUUCAUAGGUACUUAAAUACUUUAAUUGAGAAUUAUAAUAAUCUUUCAUUAUGCUCCAAGCUAAAUUUUUUAAUUAAUUGCUUGCUUAUUCAUUCAAUAUUACACGUGGUUAACUACCUACACGUAUUCAACUCGCUUCGACCGCUCGGCCGCUCGGCCGCUCGGCCGCUCGGACAAAAAACCGGUUCCUUAUCGCUAGCGACGUAGUUCUCAUACCUAUCUUGUAGUCAUUUUGCAUCGUAAUAAUAUAAUAUGAAUGCAUCAAAUAGGUAACUACUCAUCACGCGCGGCUUUUUAGCUGUUUUUCUUUUAAGAUAGACAUAUAUUUAAGCUAUAUAGUAAUAGUUUAGAUUUUUAUAACCUACAGUAAUGCUUUUUAGUGUUUAUAAUUUUAUCUUUUACGCUUUUAUAAAUAAUAAAACACUGUGAUAGCUCUUAGCAUAGUCAACACUAGCAUUUAACAUUUAAGAAUUUAAAUUUUAAAUAUUUUAUGCACAUCAUUAGAGAACCUAUAUGGUUCUAGCUUUUAGCUAAGUUUUUAGUAUAUUGUUUUAAACACAUUUUUUCUAAAUUAUACCUAUUAAGCUGCAGCAAGUAUUUAAUAUUUGUAGAUUGAUUACUUGAGUAAAUAAUUAAUGGUUCAAUUAAUUUAAAUUAUCUUUAAUUUGAGAUUUUUUUUAAUUUAUUGUUUUUAAACUUUGAUUUUUUUUUCUAAAAAUGGGUGAUGCAAAAAUAAAAGAAUUGACAAAACUUCGCGGUAGUGUUAAGGGGAAGCUAACAAUUUUUCAAAAUUAUUUAAGCAGCUUUGAUGAUAGUAAUCAUGAUGAUUUAACUGAAAAUCAGGUUAAUGAGCUUGAGUGCCGGUUAAAUAAAGUAGACAGCUUGCAUGUUGAAUUCGAUAAAUUUCAGACGGAACUCGAAAUGUUAUCAGAAGAUCCAAGUCAACUAUUUUCUGAGCGUGAGGAAUUUGACCAAAAGUAUUUUUCAUUGGUAGCAUCCGCAAGAACAAUUAUGAACAGGAGCAGACGUCAACUGCAUCGGAGACUUUCUGUGUCCGAGACUAGUGAAGGGAGCGUAAGCAGAGAUGGAGGGUUUCGAGAUUUCGUUCGUUUACCUAAAAUCUCCCUUCCCUUCUUCAAUGGUGAAAAAAUGGAAAAUUGGCUGGAGUUCAGAGAUACCUACCUGUCUAUAAUUCAUAAUUGUUCCACCAUUGGUAAUAUCAAUAAAUUUCACUAUUUAAGAGCAGCAUUAAAAGGCAGUGCCUUAACUGUAAUACAAAGUCUUGAAUUCACAGCAAAAAAUUAUGACGUUGCUUGGCAAUUGCUUUCUAGUAGGUACGAUAACGAACGCAUUUUAGUAAAUAUACAUGUUAACGCUUUAUUAAAUUUCACACAAAUUCAAAAAGAGUCUGGUAAAAUAUUAAGAAAUUUAGUCGAUACCGUUAAUCGAAAUUUAUGUGCAUUAAAUAGUUUGGGUCAACCCACCGAUCAUUGGGAUACCUUAAUAAUACAUUUAAUGAGUAGGAAGUUAGACAGUGUCACCUUUCGUCACUGGGAGGAACACCGGAAUUCAAUAACGACUUCACCAACAUUAAAACAAUUUUUAACUUUUUUAACAAAUCGAGCAGACUUGUUAGAUACAAUACAGUUGGAAGAUACAAAAAGAGAAGAUACAUCACAAUUAAAUCAUUUCACACAAAACACAAAAAACACAAUUUACAACAAAACAAAAAACACAAAAAAUGAAAUUUCAUGUCCUAUGUGUAAACAAAAUCAUUUUUUAUUUAGCUGUGCGGAAUUUCGAAAGUUAAGUAUUAAUACACGGUUAGAAAAAGUAAAGGAUUUUGGAGUCUGUAAAAAUUGCUUACGGCCUGGACACAAAGACAGAUUCUGUCGAUUAACUCACUGCAAAUACUGUAAUUUGAAGCACAGUAGUCUUCUACACAAAGAUACUGAACAGGAAACUGUCGUAGCUUUGUCGUCAUCUAUAAAAGCUAGUGACAAGCCUCUUACAUUACUUUCCACAGCCUUGGUGAACGUGGUCGGCGCGGACGGCAGAUUGCACACCGCUCGCGCUCUUCUUGACAAUGGUGCUACUGCGCACUAUGUCACACAACACCUCUGUGAGAAGCUGGGUUUGGCACGAAAAAACGUAAGCUCCACUGUGACAGUUAAGGCUGUACACUUGGAGCUCGUCACAGACCUUACUAAAGAGGCCUUCCUCGCUGCAUUCUUUAGGUUUAUCAGUCGCCAUGGAAAGCCAUUGACUGUGACGUCAGAUAACUCCACAACGUUCCUUGGAGCCAGUAACGAUAUAUCCAACUUUUUCACACAUCUGUCCGAAGACAUUAAAGCUGAUUUGAGUACCCAUGGAAUUAAUUUUAAAACCAUACCUCCUUAUACUCCUCAUAUGGGCGGACUAUGGGAGAGCGCGGUCAAAUCGGUAAAGCAUCAUUUAAAGCGGAUUUUAAAUUUAACACACUUAACCUAUGAGGAGAUGGCAACAUGCCUUGCUCAAAUUGAAGCUAUCCUUAAUUCCAGACCGCUGACACCUCUUUCUUCCGAUCCUUCAGACCUCUCAUGUUUAACUCCAGCUCACUUUCUAAUUGGACGACCACUUUUAUCUGUUCCUCGUCCUCCUGUCAGCGACGCCAAGCUCAGCGCCUUGGACCGCUACCAGAGGAUUGAGAAGCUGAAGCAACACUUCUGGGAUCGGUUCUCAAUAGAAUAUAUAUCUCUUCUUCAGCAACGUACCCGAUGGCAAUCAGCGAGUCCGGAUUUGCAGCUGGGCAGCUUGGUUCUUAUUAAGGAAAGGGGCCAGCCGCCUCUUCUGUGGUUGCUCGGACGAAUAGUCAAGUUGCACUCGGGCAGAGACGGAGUUUCGCGAGUAGCCGAGAUCCAGACCAGGAGAGGCCUAAUCACUCGGGCCUAUAAUAACAUCUGCCCACUGCCUAUUUGACAGCCUCGGCUUGGGCGGGCAGGAUGUCCAAGCGGACGACUACGCGGGUUGCGGGGCGCGGGGACUCCGCGCCGGCCCGUCGUGCCAGCGACCGACGCACGAACACUUCGAAAUUGACUCGCACGGACUGUGUGCGCAUACAUAAUACAUAUUGUUGUUUGGUCUUUUAUAAAAUUAAAAUAAAAUUCACGAAGAGAA
Bicyclus anynana (squinting bush brown) is the source of this 3652-nucleotide messenger RNA. RefSeq lists its product as uncharacterized. NCBI's taxonomy places the organism in Eukaryota, Metazoa, Arthropoda, Insecta, Lepidoptera, Nymphalidae. The record is from RefSeq and is a predicted model, not a curated record. Gene Ontology annotation, molecular function: nucleic acid binding. The coding region runs from base 1214 to 3454 and encodes 746 amino acids. Gene Ontology annotation, biological process: DNA integration. The transcript is spliced from 2 exons.